CGGAUCAAAGUUAAGAAAAAUUAUGAUCUACGUACUAUUUUAUAAAGUCCCCAAAAGCAUGAAUUUCUGAUCAUUCAUCAAAGCUUAUUAGGAGUUGCACAAAAAUUAUGAGUGAUGUGAUCAUGAAGAUUGACAUAGUAUCAAGAGAGUCAAUACGACCAUCAUCUCCAACUCCCAGUCACUUAAAUACCUACAGCUUAUCCCUUCUUGAUCAGCUCUGUCCUCCACUUUAUGUUCCUCUUCUCCUUUAUUAUACUAAGCAGCUGGAUAGCGGUACCGACUGCAACCUUGGCGACAAGGAAUCAUCUUCUCGUUGUGAUGUUCUCAAGAAAUCCUUAGCGGAGACUUUGUCAAAAUAUUAUCCAUUGGCUGGAAGGAUAAAAGAUGAUGUAUCUGUUGAAUGUAACGACGAGGGUGUGGAUUUUAUCGAAGCGCGAGUAGUUGGUAGAGAAGUUUCUCAAGUAAUCCAACUCACGGAUUCCGUCAAUAUUGAUAUUAUGGAACCAUUCUUACCGUUUGAGCCUUACGGUGAGUCGGGCUCUACAUUUGGGUUAGGACUAGAUUUGGUCUCCAAAGCUCUCUUAAAAAUCCAAGUCAAUGUCUUUGAUUGUGGUGGGAUUAUUAUCUGUGCUUACAUCUUCCACAGGAUUGCUGAUGGGACUACGUUCGUUAAUUUUAUCAAGGAUUGGGCAGCCACAGCUCGCGGUGAUGGUGAUUCAGGGUUCAGAGUUCAGGGUAAACCUCAUUAUGAAUUGUUCUCUCUGUUCCCACCAAGAGCUUUAUUGGGUUUCAACGUCAAUGAAAUGAUCGAAACAGAAAAAGGAAUUCUGACAAAAAGAUUUGUUUUCAAAGCCUUGAACAUCGCUAAGCUAAAGAAGAAGUGCAUCCAUGAUGCAAAAGAAGCUUAUGAGGGUGGCGAGCAGGAACAGCAGCCGCCAACACGUUUUGAAGCGUUAACAUCAUUAAUAUGGAAGUGUUUCAUGGAUGUGGAUCGUCAAACUAAAGCAAGACGACAUCAUGAAGAUGUUGUUAGUGCUUCUGUAGAUGCGCCUACUGAUGAUGCUGUUCUAAGACAGGUGCAGCACUAUGGUGCGUCUUUUUCUAUAAAUUUGAGAACAAGGAUGAAUCCACCGCUACCUAGCAACACUUUCGGGAACGCAGUUGGCCUUGCCAUUGCACAAGUAUCCCAUAAUCUUGAUAACAAUGUCGACUAUGCAGAGCUGGUGUCCAAGGUUAAGAACGCGGUAGACCAGAUCGACUCUGAUCAUGUAAGAGCACUGCAAAGUACAGAUGCACUGUCAAACAUCGAGAAGAUGAAACCGAAAUUGGAAAAAGGUACGGUGCUGUUACACUUCACCAGUAGGUGUAGGUUCCCAAUUUAUGAAGCAGCAGAUUUUGGUUGGGGGAAACCAACUUGGGCUAGUCUUUCUAAAUUACCUACCAAGAAUCUCGUUAUGUUUAUGGAUACAAGUUCAGGAGAUGGAGUAGAAGCAUAUGUGAGCUUGAAAAACGAAGACAUGAUGGAAUUUGAACGACACCAGGAACUCCUUGCAUUCGUUGCUUAAGAAUUCGGGCUACCGCCCCUUUCCAACCUCGAUCCUUUAAGUUGUGUUUAUGUUUAUCUGGGUUCGAUCCUUGGUUGGGUACUGUUGGUAUUGUCCAUUGCAGAGUGCUUUAAGUUUCCUUCUCGCUUUUGUACUGUGUUGGUCUUAAUUUUUUUUCAAUAAAUUCGUCCAUAAACGAGCCACCUUCAGAUUGUUUACCAGCAGAACAAUUUGUAUCCAUCCGGAGGAAUCCCUGACUCACUGAAUAGUCCGAUGACUCUGCUAAGUUAGUUGAGUCAGUGUAAACAACCACGGAAAAGAAAUCGGAUCGGUUUGCGGAUAGCCGCUAUUACGAAGUUUUGAAACCUCGACCUUUCCUAUGUGCAGGAAGAUAGGAAUUGAAAGUCGGUUGCUGAAAGUAGUUGCAUCAGUGAAAUAUAAGUUUUUUUUGCUUUAAAGAUGAAGGACACAUAUUUGGUGCAGACGAGUUCGAAUAGGUUACAGGUAUCAUCACCCAAUAUCUUUAUUUAUCACUGUAAUGCAAUAACAUCCGUCAAAACAUAAAUUUCUUGAAAGAUGUUUACA
This is a messenger RNA of Papaver somniferum (opium poppy), 2129 nucleotides long. Its product is annotated as vinorine synthase-like. Lineage: Eukaryota; Viridiplantae; Streptophyta; Magnoliopsida; Ranunculales; Papaveraceae. The record is from RefSeq and is a predicted model, not a curated record. The coding region runs from base 108 to 1565 and encodes 485 amino acids. The transcript has a single exon.